CACCCUCUUUCAAUUUCAAUUGCUCAUACGUAGAUUUUCUCCAUGUAUGUAUGUUGUUAUUGUUGAAAAACAAUCACAUAUGUAUUUUGAUAAGAUAAUGUAUUCUUUUGUCCUGUGUUAUUUAGACAUAUAAAUAUGGUAACUACUAGUCACUUGUAACUCUCACAAUAUUUACACUUACUUUCAUUCCUUUUAUAUACAAUUGUUAACCGACAAUAAUGCAAACUCCAUUUUAGAAUCUCACAAACACCAAGGCUUUCAAUAUGCCAAACCUCGUAUUCCUCUCCCUAACUAUCACCAUCUAUCUCUCCAUUUCCCACACCAAUUUCCUUGCACAAUCCCUCACUUCACCCUCAGACAUCCGAGCUCUCAAAGCCUUCAAAGCCUCAAUCAACCCCUCCUCAAUCCCACCCUCCUCAUGCAUAGCCUCCUGGAACUUCACCACUGAUCCAUGCUCUACCCCUCGCCGCAUUUACUUCCUCUGCGGAUUCACCUGCACCACUGACUCCACACACAUCAACCAAAUCACACUCGACUCAGCAACCUACUCAGGCACACUCACACCACUCAUCUCUCAACUCACCCAGCUCAUCACACUAGACCUCUCCGACAACAACUUCUCCGGCUCAAUCCCAUCUUCAAUCUCCUCCCUCUCAAAUCUCAAAACCUUAACCCUCCGAUCCAACUCCUUCUCCGGUUCAAUCCCUCUCUCAAUAACCAAACUCAAAUCUCUCGAAUCUAUAGACUUCUCACAUAACUCCCUCUCGGGGCCUAUCCCAAACUCGAUAAAUUCCGUUGCAACCAUUCGCAGAAUCGAUUUAAGCUUCAAUAAACUAACCGGCUCUAUCCCGAAACUACCUCCGAACUUAGUCGAACUCGCAAUCAAGAACAACUCUCUAUCCGGGCCACUCCAAAAACCAACCUUUGAUCAAUCCACCCAACUAGCAGUAGUUGAACUCAGCGAGAAUUCACUCACCGGAACAAUCGAAUCAUGGUUGUUACUUCUACCCUCUUUGCAGCAAGUGAAUUUAGCCAACAACAGCUUCACGGCAAUUCAGAUCUCAAAACCAGCACACCCUGGAGGAAGCAACCUUGUAGCAUUGAACCUCGGAUUCAACAGAAUCCAAGGUUACGCGCCCGCGAAUCUAGCUGCAUAUCCUAUGCUGUCGUUUUUGUCGAUUCGGCAUAACUCGUUACGUGGGAACAUACCAAUGGAGUACGGACAGAUCAAGUCUAUUAAGAAGCUGUUCUUGGACGGGAACUUCCUUGUUGGGAAUCCGCCGCCGGGGUUGUUGGCUGCCGGAGCUACGGUUUCCGGUAGUUUGGGGGAUAAUUGUCUACAGAAGUGUCCAGUUUCUUCGGAAAUGUGUACGCCAGCACAGAAACCCAGUUCUGUUUGCAAACGAGCACAACGUGGAAGAUCAUAGAACACCAUAUGGUUUGUAUGGUUAAUUAACACAGCCAUAGAAAUAUAAAUAGAUUUUUAUGGUUUCUAUUUUUUCAAGAAUUUGUAUAACUACAUUAAUGUUAGUAAAUAAUAUAAAUGUUUGUAUUAGAAAAAAAGAACAUUUUGUGUUGACAGGGAAAAAUAAGUGUUGUGUAAUUAUAAGGUAGUCAAUGUUUCGA
Vicia villosa (hairy vetch) is the source of this 1626-nucleotide messenger RNA. RefSeq names its product probable leucine-rich repeat receptor-like protein kinase At2g33170. The transcript has a single exon. Gene Ontology annotation, molecular function: protein binding. Bases 264 to 1427 code for a protein of 387 amino acids. The record is from RefSeq and is a predicted model, not a curated record. Lineage: Eukaryota; Viridiplantae; Streptophyta; Magnoliopsida; Fabales; Fabaceae.